This is a messenger RNA of Zychaea mexicana, 1075 nucleotides long. RefSeq lists its product as uncharacterized. The record is from RefSeq and is a predicted model, not a curated record. NCBI's taxonomy places the organism in Eukaryota, Fungi, Mucoromycota, Mucoromycetes, Mucorales, Lichtheimiaceae. The transcript is spliced from 4 exons. The annotation marks the transcript as partial.
UCCGGCCUUAUCAUUCAUUCUUGAUGUUGAUGAUCACAACUGGGAAACAUAUUUCAACACUGACGAACUUGAGGAGCUGCGCACUUUUGGCGAUCCAAUCAUCAGGGAGCUUCCAUCCGAGCUUAAAACAAAGUUCUUCGAGAUGGAAAGUUUGAAGACGGCGUUGGAAGCAUAUCAGUUCGGCCAAGGUAUACACCACCACCCAAUCGAGCAACCACUCCUCGCCUGGCUCUCGCAAACCCUCAUGAACACGGCCAAAUUUUUCAUACCAGGUGCAAAAACCAACACCAAAGGCUUUCUCGAAACCGAUCGGCUCUACUACUUGUGGAGUUUGGUAAACACCAUUUACCAUCAUUCAGCGGUCGAAGCAUUGGGGUAAGUGAAUGGUGUACUUUGAUACCAGGGCGAAUAACAGAGAUAUGAUUACGGUAUUGAUAAGGGCUUCUAUUUUUCUAGAUAUGGAAAAAGCCAGCGUCUCCAAUGCAGCAGCAUUCCCCUUGUCCGUACCAGUUCUAAGUUGGUUGUCACGUAGCAACCGGAUGAUGCCCCAGAGGUCUCUACCAGCCAUCCGAUCCAACCGAAGCCAGACCAGUCAGCCAGCAAAUUCCAAGCGCAAGCUUUCUGCUGUCGACGAGAUUGAGCGCGAAAAAAUAGGAAGAAGACUCGACACCAUCUACGUUGCGAGCAAUCUUGAAUUUGGUGGCCUAGAAGCAGCAGCGAAUCGGGAUAACUCGAAGGAGUUUCACGACGCAAAGUUGAAGUUACCAAUGGUCCUGAGAGACAUGUUAUCCGCAAUUGUCCGCAACGGCAUCACUAUGAUGGAUAUGAAUAUGCCGAAGGGAUAUGUUACAAGAGUGCGACCUCCUAUAUCCAACAGUGACGAUUACACCGGGCGCGUGCUAUCUCUGCUGGAGCUUGCUGCCAAUGCUAAGACGAUUGUUGAUGAUACUGUGAAUCUGUGUACGAAUACGCGAGUAGGCAUGUCAGUUUCUGGGGCCGGUUCAACUCUUGUCCCUCCAUCAUUCAUUGCUACCGCCGCUCAAGAAUCGCCGUCUACAACAGCGUCAAAAAUUUC